UCUGAGGCGCAGGAACAGCAUGGGAUGGUUACCACCUGACUUUUCUGAGCUGAGGGUGGUUCUGCUGGGGAACAGCUGGUCUGAGAGGAGUUCAGUGGGGAACUUUAUACUCGGAGAGACUGAGUUCAACACUGAGGAAGAACCAGACGGCUGUUUGAAGGUCAGAAGACAGAUACAGGAGAAAGACAUAGUUCUCAUCAACACUCCAGAUCUGCUGAGUCCCCACAUCUCUGAAGACAGACUGACAGAACACGUGACAGCCUGUGUGAGACUCUCUGAUCCUGGACCUGAUGUGUUCCUGCUGGUUCUACAACCUGAAGACUUCAGUGAGGAACACAAACAGAGACUCUGCAGAGUCCUUAAAUGCUUCAGUGAUCAAUCAUUUGAUCAUUCAUUGAUACUGAUAUCAUCACCCAGAGAGCAGAGCUCCAAAUAUACUCAGUAUUCUCCCUUCAAAGACAUGAUCAGAGAGUGUAGGGACAGAUAUGUGGAGCAGGUGAACCUUGAACUUCCAGAGCUGUUGACACGUUUGGGUCAAUUUGUGAAGGAGCACGAUGGAGAGCAUGUUAGCUGUGAUGUGUUCAUGGAGCCCACUGAUGAAACAAAAAGCACUCAUCAAAGGAAAACCAGACCUGGCAGCAUUGGUGCUGUUGCUGCUGGGCCACCUGCUAAUGAUGACAUCAUCCCAUCUGGGGAAAUCAGAAUUUUGCUUCUGGGGAAAAAGGAUGACAGAAUGUCAAAGCUUGGUGACUUCAUCAAAGCCAAAAAAAACAAACCUUUUGCAGCAAAACAAAAGGUGGAGACUGCAGAGUGGAGAGGAAAGCCUCUAAAAGUAGUAAAAACUCCAGAUGUUUUCAGUCUGUCUGUGAAGAAGCUCAGAGGAGAGAUGAAGAACGCUGUGAGUCUUUGUCCUCCAGGACCAAAUGUUCUGCUGCUGUUAGUGGAACCUUCUGAUUUCACUGAAGAGAACAGAGAAAGACUGAAGUUCAUCCUCAGUCUGUUUGAUCAAGAUGCUUUUAAACACUCAGUGAUCAUCAUCACACAUGAGGGCGGUCAUCCAUCCGUGUCUUUUAGACGUCUACUUAAAGACUGUGGAGACAGACUCUACAAGAUGACUUACAACAACCGUCUGUCAUUAAUGAAGAAUAUAGAGAACAUUGUUAAUGCGAACAAAGGAGACUUCCUCACCCUCACUGAAGAGUUGAUCACUCUGAAGUCUGAACACAUGAAACCAGCUUUAAACCUGGUCCUGUGUGGGAGGAGAGGAGCAGGGAAGACUUCAGCAGCAAAGGCCAUUUUAGGUCAGACAGGUCUUCAUUCAGCCUCCAGCUCAUCAGAGUGUGUUAAACAUCAGGGAGAGGUGUGUGGACGUCGGGUUUCCCUGGUGGAGCUUCCUGCUCUGAGUGGAGAACCUCUGGAGACAGUGAUGAAGGAAUCACUCAGGUGUGUCUCCCUCUGUGAUCCUGAAGGUGUCCAUGCCUUCAUCCUGGUCCUACCUGUGGGUCCUCUCACUGAUGAAGACAAGGGAGAGUUAAAGAUGAUCAAGGACACCUUCAGCUCUCGAGUCAAUGACUUCCCCAUGAUUCUGUUCUCUGUGCAGUCAGAUCCUUCAGCUCCGGCUGUUGUUGACUUCGUCAUGAAAAGCAAUGACAUUCAGGAGUUCAUUCAGAGCUGUGGAGGAAGACAUGUUGUUCUCAACAUCAAGGACCAGCAGCAGAUCCCAGAGCUGUUGGACACGGUGGAAAAGAUGCAAAAAGAUGAAGACAAACCAAGUAGCUACACAACAGAAACAUAUGCACAUGCUCAAAUGGAAAAGAUCAGCAGACUACAUGCUAAGCUUGAAGGCCUGGUUACGCGUGAUGAUGAGAAGCAGAGCUCAGAGCAUCUCAGGAUUGUGAUGAUCGGGAAGACCGGCUCUGGGAAGAGUUCUUCAGGAAACACCAUUCUAGGAAGAAAGGAAUUCCCAGCUAAAUCCAGUCAAACAUCAGUCACUAAAUUCUGUCAGAAGGAACAUGGUGAAGUGAACGGUCGUCCUGUCACUGUGGUUGACACUCCUGGUCUGUUUGACACGACUCUGUCCAAUGAAGAGGUUCAUGAAGAGAUGAUUAAAUGCAUCAGUCUUCUGGCUCCAGGUCCACAUGUCUUCCUGUUGGUGAUACAAAUCGGAAGAUUCACACCUGAGGAGAAGGAGACAUUAAAACUGAUCAAAGAAGGCUUUGGGAAGGAUGCUGAGAAGUUCACCAUCAUCCUUUUCACUGGAGGAGAUAAACUGCAGCGUGAGAACAUGUCCAUUGAAGAAUAUACUAAAGAGGGAUGUGAUGAGUCUUUCAAGAAACUGAUCUCUGACUGUGGAGGAAGAUACCACGUGUUCAAUAACUAUGACGAACAAAACAGAACUCAGGUCAGUGAGCUGAUGGCAAAGAUCAACACCAUAGUGAAGACAAAUGGAGGCAGCUGCUACACCAAUGAGAUGCUGCAAGAAGCUGAAGCUGCAAUAAAGAAAGAAAUGGAGAGACUCUUAAAGGAGAAGGAAGAGAUGAGAAAAGAGAGGGAGGAACUUCAAAGAAAACAUGAGGAAGGAAUGAAAGAAAUGGUGGAAAGAAUGAAAAAACAAGAAGAAGACAUGAAAAGAGAGAGAGAAAAGAGAGAAAAGGAACUUAAAGAAAAGGAGGAAAUCAUACAGAAGGAACAAGAGGACAGAAGGAAAGAAAAGGAAAUGAGAGAAGAAGAAGACAGGAAGAAAAAAGAACAGGAAGAACUUCAGCGACAGGAGUGGGAACAGAAACUUGAAGCUUUGGAGGAAAAUAUAAAGUUAGAAUCAGAGGAAAAAGAAACAACUGAGAGCAGAGAAAAGAUGAGAGAAGAAAGAGAGAGCUGGGAGAAAAAGCAAAAGGAAUGGUGGGAAAAACGAAAUCAAGAAGAGGAACAGAGACGACAGGAGGAACAAACAAGACCCAGAAAACUUCAAGAGGAGUUUGAACAGGAAAGAGAAAAUGAUGAAAAGAAAAGAAAGGAAGAGGAUCAGAGAAGACAGGAAGAAGAGGAAAAAGAGAAGAAAGCCAUCGAGGAGAAGUUUAAGACAGAAAUUGAGAGUCUGACAAAGAAGCAGGAAGAUGAAGCCAGAAAGAAAGCUGAAGAGUUCAAUGAGUUCAAAGAGAAAUACAGAAAGAAAUCAGCAGCUCAGAGGAAAGAGUACGGGAAACAAAUGAAAGACAAAGAUGAGAAAUAUGACCUCUUGAAGGCGCUGAAAGCCCACAACGAAGAACAAAUGAGGAAGAAACAUCUACAACAUAUUUGUAACAUCAUGAAAUGUGUGAACAAAAAGAAGGACAACCUCAAAGAAAUCAGUGAGUUACUGAGAACACAGGAAGAAGAAAUGAAAAAGCAGGAAACUGAGGAGGCAAAGAAAAGUCUGCAGGACAAACAUGAAAUCGUAAUGGACUACUUGUUAAAGAAACUUUUGAGUCAAGCCGACGAAACAUUUUGGUCACAAACAAAAAACUUAUUUGGGUUUUAAGUAACUGAAACUAAAAAAGCAUCAGACACACUGUGGUUGUUUUUUAUUGGACAGCAUAUCACGGUCACAGGAAUACUUCUCCUGAUGGUCAUUUGUUUGAAUCUGCUGUCUCUGAAGCUGCAGGUAACCAAAGCAACAGUAAUGAUGCUUCAAGCUUAAUCAACAGGUGACAGGAAAACUAAAGACUCUCUACAUCUAAGGAGAAAACAAGCAGCUGACCUCAGAUGAGGUGACUUAAUCAAUGUGGUGCUGGAACAAAGUUAAUCCAAAGAAUGAACCUUUAUCUAACACCAGUUUCUGACUCCAGACAUGAAGUUGUCUCAUCACAGUUAUCUGUAGAGGAACGUUUUAUCUGAAGCUGAAAAACAUUACUGAUAAACAUAGACACAGAGGAUGUUAUACUCAGUGAACUAUUGAGGAUGUAAGCUCUGUCUUAGCAGCUCGUAGAUCACAGUUAACAGCCUGUCUUCUCUUGGUGAGGAUGUUUGUGAGGAUGUGUUGUUCAAGUUGUGACUUAUGACUUCUCUGUGUCUCUAUAUGACAUAACAACCUUUAAUGAGCUUGGUGAUGUCUUAAAAACUGAGCUGCAGGUUUUGAGUUUUCUCCAGGUUUAAGUGUCACCUUGUUACAUGAGGUGAUGAAAACAUGCAGAUUUGAAGCUCUGAUUGAAAGGGGAGAUUGAAUCUGGCCCUGUGUCUGUGUAUCUGCUGCCCUCUGCUGGUUUCCUGUUAUCAUUGGUUACUGCUCAAACAGUCUGCAGUGUGCUCCAGCUGAAACAACAUCUUGUUUUCUUUGAAUAGUUUUCUUAACAUGUGAGACAGAAAGAAGUGAACUAGUGUCUUUACAGUGUGCUGUGCAGUUUGUUUUGUAAAGACUGGAGUUCAUGUUUGUUUCUAAAACUUCUCUUGGACAGGCAGAUUGUGACAAAGUGUAUUCUGCUCUCACCCAAAUCUAACAAACUAUAAUGAAGCAGCAACAUUUAAAAGCUGAAUAACUCACUCAGUUAUGAUAAUAGUUUCAUCUUUAACUUUCAUAAUCUUCUAUAUUUGACUUUAUUUCUUUAAUGUGUUUCCAGUUCUAUAUCUUUGUUUGGUUAAACAUGAAGUAAGACUUGAUUUGGUGAAACUGAUCACAUUAACUUCAGAUAAAUCUUGAAGUGUACAUUCUGUGUUUGAUCAUUAGAAACUGUUUCCCUGAUAAUCAGUGUGGACUGAUGUUCAUAUAAUAAACUCUAUAAUAAUCUGA
This is a messenger RNA of Notolabrus celidotus (New Zealand spotty), 4762 nucleotides long. Its product is annotated as GTPase IMAP family member 8-like. The coding region runs from base 20 to 3517 and encodes 1165 amino acids. NCBI's taxonomy places the organism in Eukaryota, Metazoa, Chordata, Actinopteri, Labriformes, Labridae. Gene Ontology annotation, molecular function: GTP binding. The record is from RefSeq and is a predicted model, not a curated record. The transcript is spliced from 6 exons.